UCUACGAGCAAAUCGAAAACCCAUACGACACGUGAACUUACAUUCUACCUUUGUUUUCGGUAUGCUAAACAAAAAUAAUAAGAAGGAGAUCAGCGCGAUACAAGACUUGAUUGAGGCAAAGGUCUAUGUAAACCCAGAGCGGCAGGCAGAGCUGCUUGCUCUGAAGGAGCGACUGUGGGCGCUUCCCCUCGACCAGCUGCCGGGGGGCGCGACAUGCAAGCUGCUGUGUAUCAACCUGUCAGAUGCAGUGGAGGAGGCUCUUCGGUCUAGCCUACCCGGCUGGACGCUGCAGGUCGAGCGCAUCUGUGACGACCCAGAUGCGCCCGAGUACAAGGAGGACCGCAAGCGCUUCGUGAAGCUGUUCUCGGGGAAGCGGCUAGAGGGGACGGGGGUGGCGGCCAUUGUGCACGAGCUGCGCAGCCAGGAUGAUGAGCUGUCCGUCCUGGACAAGCGCGUCGUUGCGCUGUCGCUGCUGAGCAAGCUGCCGGUCAUCAGCUUCUGCUGCAACAGCACCGACGCGCUCCCGGCCGCCGCCGCCGCCACAGGCGACACGUGGCCCGUGUUCUUCACGCCCCACCCGCACGAGGAUGUGCGGCCCAUGGCGGAGUGGCUGCGGGAGGAGCUGCCUCGGGUGCGGGCGCUGUCGGCUGCGAUCACGGAGGAGGUGCAGGCCCGCACUGCCCACUUGGGCAAGGUCAACGUGCCGCUGCACUUCCUCAAACGCGGUGCCGUGGCUCUGGUGCCCUUUGGCGUGCUCACCGUGAACACACUGGGCAUUGUACGGCUCAUGGCCAACAUGCUGCAGCUGGCGGGCAUGCGCGGCGACACCAGUGCCAACAAGGCGCUGGGGCUGCUGGGGGCCGAGAACGCCGCACUGGUCAGCGCCGUGGACUCGCUGGGGGACGUGUACUCGUUCGCGGUCUUCGCCACGGUACUGGGCGAGCUGCAGGGCAUGGGCUUGGUUGAGGCCGCUGAGGCAAUGGACGUGGUGGAUGGCCUCACGCUGGGAUCGAUUGGCGUGGUGACCGGCGCCGUGUCGGCUCUGGGUGCCUACAUGUCACGCCCCGUGAUGGUGCGCUCGGCAGGCCAGUUCCUAGCCAGCCUGCAGACCAUCUACGCGCUCAACCCAGGGAUGAGGCGGGAAGGUCUUGAGCGGAAGACGAAGAAGAAGCGGCACGGCGGCCGGCACAAGGGCGCCGGCGGCGGGGUAGCUGGGGACGCUGACGAUAAGGAGGAGCUGCGGGGCCUGCUGCAGCGCAGCAUGGCGGGUGGCAAGGCGCGCGAGCAGGCGAGGGGCGGCAAGAAGAAGAGCCGAAAGGGUGUUCAGGCGCAUACAGAACUGGAGGAGCGGCACGCCGCCGCGGCGGCCGUGCUGGCGGGGCGCGCGGAGUCGGAGGUGGCUGAUGAAGAGGAGGAGGCGCAGAGCGGAAGCGUCAGUGAAGACGGCAGCGAGGAAGGACAGCAGGAGGUCGGCUCGAGGGCCGGCGGUGAGGAGGCGUCGGCCGCCGCCUCCGCGGCCGCCGCUGCAGCCGCCUCAGCAGCUGCAGCCGCCUCAGCAGCUGCAGCCGCAGAAGACGUUGCGUCAGCGGCGCAGCAGGCGGCGGUGAAGGCCGAAGAGGAGGCAUUGGCGGCGGAAGCCGAGGCGGACGCGGCUUCUGUGGCUGCGAGCAGUGCUAGUGCCACGGAUGCGGCGGGGUUGGGGACGGGCAAGCUGACGAGAGAGGAAAAGAAGCAGUUGGCACUGGCGCGGCGUGCGGCCGCGGCGGAAGCGAAAGCCAAAGCAGCGGACGCGAAGGCCGCAGCCAAAGCAGCGGCUGCCGCCUCGAAGGCGGCUGAAAAGGAGCGCUUAGCUCAGGAGAAGGCAGCCGCGAAGGAGGCGGCGAAGGAGGCGAAGGCCGCUGCCGCGGCAGACAAGGCGGCGGCGAAGGAGCGCAAGGCGGAGGAGAUGGCCGCUGCGAAGGAGGAGUUAAAAGCGGCGAAGGCGGCUAUAGCGGCAGCCAAGGCGGCUGAGAAGGAGCGCCUAGCCAUGGAGAAGGCAGCUGCCAGGGAGGCUGCUAAAGCUGCGAAGGAGGAGGCGAAGGCCGCCAAGGCGGGGGCCAAGGCGUCAGAGCCGAGCACCUCGAGCAUUGUGGGCCCGGAGGCGUGGGAGGCGGCACCCGUGGCCCCUGCACCAGCAGCCACCAAGGUGCGGUGGUGGCAGCGGGCCAAGAAGGCGGAGGUUGCGGGCGCGGCGGCAGGCGCCGCCGCGGCGGCGGCGGCCGACGGCGGCAUCGACGUGGACAGCAGCGGGGGCAGCGGUGUCAGCGGAAGCGAUGAGAGUGGGUGGGGGCUGGCCGUGCUGGGAGGCGCCAUUGGCGGGAGUGCUGGCGAGGACGGCAGUGGCGACCGGGACGUGGUGGACGCCGUGGCGCGCGAUGAGCGCAUGGGCCUGGAUGCGGAGACGCGGGCGGCGCUGGCGCAGUUCUUGAGUUUGGAGGAAGAGGAGGUGUAUGGGGCGGAGGGCAGCGGCGAGGGUGAGGCGCCUGGAGGCGCGGCGGUGGCCUCGGAGGGCCUGGCGGGUGUCAGUGGCGGCCUGCACCCCCUUGGCUCGUGCAUCUAGUCGGAGGUCGGAGGCACUUGCAUCUAGUCGGAGGUCGGAGGUCGGAGGCACUUGCAUUGUGGGAUUGCGGAGCGGGUUGUUACUUGAUACCGUCCU
Messenger RNA from Chlamydomonas reinhardtii, 2695 nucleotides. RefSeq lists its product as uncharacterized. Bases 62 to 2599 code for a protein of 845 amino acids. NCBI's taxonomy places the organism in Eukaryota, Viridiplantae, Chlorophyta, Chlorophyceae, Chlamydomonadales, Chlamydomonadaceae. The transcript is spliced from 8 exons. The record is from RefSeq and is a predicted model, not a curated record.